AUGCCAGAGCAGGCAGCGGAGCUCGCCGUGCUGGGAUUAGGCCACUCUUUGGUGGAGAUAAGAGUGCGAGCGCUGAAGAACAUCUUGUGUAAACUGGACCAUUCCCUGAUCUCCGUCUCAGACAUCGUGCAGGAGAAGAUGCUGUUUGUGCUUCUUCUCGAGUGGUUCAAUUUCCCCGAGGUGCCGAUGCAGGAAGAAGUGCUUGAGCUGCUCUCCACGUUAUCAAAGCAUCCGAGUGCAGCCCAGAUGCUCAGAGACGUCGGGGCGGUGGACUUCCUCUCUCAGCUGUCUCGUAACGUGGAGCCCAGCCUGCGAGCUGUCAUCGACGGGACCCUCGACCAGCUGUUCCUGCUCCCCCCACUCCUCCCCAGCCACAACACAGUCUCCACGCAUCGACAACGCAACACAACUCCAACUCCAACAGAUGUUCCACCUGAAGACCAUUGUCCGAAAAUGGGAUAUUUCCACAAGAGCAUGCCAAGCCAUACAGAUGUGGCGCCUCAGAAGAUAGCAGUGCACGAGUCUGUGAGGUGUCUCAAGUUUUCUGUUUUCCCAUGGCUGACUUUGACGAACACAGACAGACACAUACUGUCAUCCAACGAGAGUUCUCUGAGGAGCAGCAACCCUACCUUGGUGCGGACUACAUGUGAACUCCUGUGUGACGUCAUUAUGCAAGACUUUCCUGCUGAGAUCUUCCUGCAAAGGCCCAGCAUAGUGCAGGUAUCAAUACAUGACCAUGUUCCUGUGCUGACUAUAGUAUUCUUAAUGUUUGGCUAUACUCAUGUGGUUUAGAAUUGUGAGUGGAAAAACCUCAACACAAAACUUUAUUUAAAUGCUUUGAAGUACAUGUUGAAUGAAAUGCUUUUAUUGGACUAUGAGAGCAUUAGUGGGAGAGUUUAGGGAGCUAGUGAGCAGCUGUGAUCCAAAAACUGUCUUUGAUCAUGAAGCCUAGUGUUUCAAUUCUCAGUGUUAUCAGUGAAGUGUGUGAGACACUGCAGACUCUAUCCUAACAGGGAUAAACAGAGAGAUGGAUGACUCAUAAACGGCAGGUCCAUGCAGCAGCAGCAGAA
Molecule: messenger RNA, 1070 nt
Organism: Notothenia coriiceps (black rockcod)
Lineage: Eukaryota; Metazoa; Chordata; Actinopteri; Perciformes; Nototheniidae
Product: rotatin-like
Exons: 6
Coding region: 1-792 (263 amino acids)
Biological process (GO): centriole replication; ciliary basal body organization; centriole-centriole cohesion
Cellular component (GO): centrosome; ciliary basal body; centriole
Source: RefSeq, a predicted model, not a curated record